AUGUCUUCAACCGUUCACGAUCCCAGACUUCUCUACAGCAUUAACAAUAUACUCGCCUUCCAUAUUCAACAUGGCGAAGAGACCGAGCUCACCCCGUCGGGUCCUCAAACCCUUUCUCUCCUAAUGGUUCCAACAAGCACAAUUCCUCAGUCCCCCUCUGCAGAAGCAUCUUCGGAAGAAGAUUUCUACCUCCAUCUGCAUCUUCCCCCGGAGCUGGACCUUGCGCUUCCGGCAACAACUCAGAUCUACCAUCAACCCCCCAACAGUUAUCUGAUCCCUCGAUGGGACCUGGGGCCUGAUGCGGGAGCAUUCAUUCGCAUACAAUUCCCCGGUAUUGGGUCAGGCCCAGGCAAGGUGACGCAGGAGGAUGUUGACACUUUCGAGACAAUUCUGGCACAAUGCACGGCAUUUCUUGAGCGCGCACCACCUCCUCCAAAAGGCCAUGCCGCUUAUAACCCAGCAGAAUAUGCACCCGGUGAGGGUUAUGUGUCAUCCCCCAAUGCCAAUGCCAAUGCCAAGGCCGGUGAGCAUGGCGCGAUCGUGCUCAUCGACGAGGAGAAUGGCAGUGUAGUUGGUGAGAUGGAGGGAUACGAUGUCGUGGAGAAACCUGGUGUGAAACCUGGAUCUAAGAACCCGGUUGAAAUCCAACUGCCUGCUGAAGGCGAAGGCAACCAGAUUAGUGUCAGCAAUGUAUCUGAAGAGUAUCUACGAAUGGCUCGGCACCCCGCCUAUAAAGGUUCGACAAUUGUUCAGACGUCUGCCACAGCAUCUCGUCUGGUCGUCACGGGAUCUUCAUACCUUGCCAGCGCCCUGACCAACGGAGCGGACAGCUUUACAAAGAAGACAAAGCCCAAUCCGAAGCCGAUGACAUUUUCCGAGACGACGCAGUCUCGAAUUCGGAAGAUCGGGAACUUUUCGCACGGUGCAGCGGAUAUUUCAGCCAAGACCGUUGGCCAAGUGAAUAAGUACGCGCAAAGCUUUGGUGCCUCAAUGUCCCGGCGCAAGGAAGACAGCCGGAAAAGGGGCGUUGACAAGACAGGCAACGGAGACUACAAGCCGGGCGUGUUGAACAAGUCGAUGAUCGCAUUUUCGACCCUGGCAGAUGGCAUUGAGCAGGGUGCGCGCACCGUGCUGACCUCCGGGAGCGAAGCAGCCAGCACGAUGAUCGGGCAUCGGUACGGAGAUGAAGCAGGUGCAGUGGCCUCGAACGUGACUGGUGGGUUCAAGAACGUCGGAUUGGUGUAUAUUGACGCCUCUGGGGUCAGCCGCAAGGCACUGAUCAAGUCUGUGGCGAAGGGCAUGGUCGUGGGACGGAUGCGAAAUGGCAGACAAGUGUUGGUGGGCACGGGGGACGGCGGAGAGGUUCCCUCUCAUGUUGCUGGCAGCCCGGGCCCCAGUGGACAGGGGAAGAAUGAUCCCGUGGCAAGACGCCCAUCGUCCAACGCCACACCGCCUCCUGCGUACAGCGCUUCAGGUACCCGGUCGGUGGGUGGAACACCAAUGUCAGGGGGCAAGCGGUAG
Aspergillus wentii DTO 134E9 is the source of this 1521-nucleotide messenger RNA. RefSeq names its product senescence-associated domain-containing protein. The transcript is spliced from 2 exons. Gene Ontology annotation, biological process: cell division. Gene Ontology annotation, cellular component: plasma membrane. Bases 1 to 1521 code for a protein of 506 amino acids. NCBI's taxonomy places the organism in Eukaryota, Fungi, Ascomycota, Eurotiomycetes, Eurotiales, Aspergillaceae. The record is from RefSeq and is a predicted model, not a curated record.